CAGAAACACACACACACACAACACAUUCUCCAUUUUUUUUCUCUUUGGACGGAUCGGUGUUCUUCAGUUCAGAUGGCCGGCGUUCUCGAAACUCUUACUGUUCCCCGUGCUUCCGUCCUUCCGUCGGCCUCUUUGUGUCCGAUCGUAUCUUCUCCUGUUUCGCGACUCUCUGGUCACCGGAACUUUGUAAACUUGCCGGAAUCGAGAGGUUUGAAAAUCCAGUCGUUCAGCUCUUCUGGAUCUGUGAUCUUGAGGUCUAAAUUUGGCCGCCGUGGAGCACGUAUUGCAUGUCAGGCUCAAGAAGCCGUCCAAGUCCUCCCUGUCACUGAUGCAACAUGGGAAUCACUUGUCAUGGAGUCUACUCUCCCGGUAAUGGUCGAAUUCUGGGCUCCAUGGUGCGGGCCUUGUCGCAUGAUCCACCCAGUCAUAGAUGAACUCGCAAAGGAAUACUCAGGGAAACUCAGUUGUUACAAGGUGAAUACGGAUGAGAGCCCUGCAAUAGCGAGCCGAUAUGGGAUAAGAAGCAUCCCAACUGUCAUUAUAUUCAAAGAUGGAGAGAAGAAAGAUGCAGUUAUUGGUGCAGUUCCUAGAUCAACACUGUGUACCUGCAUAGAGAAGUUCUUAUAGAGGUAUGAUCAUGUAUACACUAGAUUUGUUUCAUGUUGUCUAUCUUUUGAUAUCACAAGUACAUAUACUUUUGGUGCCAUCGAUAUUUUCCCGUAUAGUCGGAUUCUGAUGUAUUUGCUGAAGUACUAUGUCGAAUAUUGUUCUCCCCGAAUGUUAUGGAUGGGCAAAGUUUUCCC
Cynara cardunculus var. scolymus (artichoke) is the source of this 803-nucleotide messenger RNA. Its product is annotated as thioredoxin 1-like. Gene Ontology annotation, cellular component: cytoplasm. NCBI's taxonomy places the organism in Eukaryota, Viridiplantae, Streptophyta, Magnoliopsida, Asterales, Asteraceae. The record is from RefSeq and is a predicted model, not a curated record. The transcript has 2 exons. Bases 73 to 627 code for a protein of 184 amino acids. Gene Ontology annotation, molecular function: oxidoreductase activity, acting on a sulfur group of donors, disulfide as acceptor; protein-disulfide reductase activity.